Molecule: messenger RNA, 312 nt
Organism: Anolis sagrei ordinatus
Lineage: Eukaryota; Metazoa; Chordata; Lepidosauria; Squamata; Anolidae
Source: RefSeq, a predicted model, not a curated record
GGAGGGAGCGUGUGUGGAGAGGGAGCUGCGUGCCUGUGGGGUCUCCAUGGCUUCCGGGGCCGCGCUCUGGGCGCUCCUGCUGCUCGCCCCGGGGCCCUGGCUGGGCGGAGCCGUGGCCGAAGAUGGAGACUGGGUCAAGCUGCCUAAUAAGUGCGAAGUGUGCAAGUAUGUGGCUUUAGAACUGAAGUCCUCUUUUGAUGAAACUGGCAAGACCAAGGAGGUGAUCGACACAAAAUAUGGCUUUUUGGAUGGCAAGCAAUCCAAAAUCAAGUACACAAAAUCGUAAGUGACUACAAGGUAGACAAAGUGUGG